Amphiprion ocellaris (clown anemonefish) is the source of this 12863-nucleotide messenger RNA. RefSeq lists its product as uncharacterized. The transcript is spliced from 3 exons. Bases 5285 to 11575 code for a protein of 2096 amino acids. Gene Ontology annotation, cellular component: Z disc. Lineage: Eukaryota; Metazoa; Chordata; Actinopteri; Pomacentridae. Gene Ontology annotation, biological process: positive regulation of calcineurin-NFAT signaling cascade. The record is from RefSeq and is a predicted model, not a curated record.
AGUAUGAAUAUGUCCAGACUAUUUGUGUCAGUUCAAUGAAUGAGUGAUAAUUCCAGCAGCAGUUUGUACUUAAUGAAAGCUUUCACUUUGUUGUUUCAACCAACUGAACAAAAAGUGCUGUUUUUUAUUCUCAAACGUGUCUCCCAAGAACUUCACAAACUUUUGUAAUAUUUUUUAUGACUUAUGUCUCCUGUUUGUAACAUGAAUUUUACAUUAUGUCACAGUCUAUUUACAGAUGAGCAGUAUUAAGUAGAUGGCACUGAUACUUGUUGACAGGAAUUAUAGGAUGCCAGGUACUGAUCUUGUCUGAAUGGAAAGCUUUGUGGACUAGACAUUGGCAUAGCUGGCAUGAUGAUCCUCAGAUAUAUUCCAGGAAAAUAUAGGUCGAGGUCUCCACUCAGACUAGACUGAACCCAUCCCAGGGGGGGAGAUACCUUGGAUGUGCCACGAGGUCGAUACUGGGUUUGGCAGCUGAUAUUCUUCCAUGUGUUGAUAGUGUAAUUGUAUUUCCAGCAUCUUAAAGCUCUCUUCUGAUUGGUCAGCCGUAUGCUAUAUCAGCCUCAGAGUUAUCUGUUGUUGUGGUCCUGUCAUCACUUCCAUUACAGAAGCCAAAGAACGGCUGUGAGUGACACAGUUACGUUAGGUGGGAGCUGCAGUUUUUUCUGUGAACAGAAAAAUAGAUUUCUUCCAAGCAGAUCAAAUCAAAGUCCCUCUAAAUUUAUGACAAAGUAGCACCUCUGUUAGGCUUUCAAAUGUGUUCAUUUGCAUGGUUUUAUUUACACAGUGACCUACUUUACACUUUCAUUUCACAAUACACAGGAAACAGAAAGUCAUUGUUGGGUGUUUUUGCUGCAUUGUGAAAUGUAGUUAUAUCACCGUCAUAAUACAACGGAUUGACUUCACUGUGUGUUGACUACAUCAUCAUUAAUACACAUAUAUUUCCCAUAUUACAAGAGUGAUCUGCCUAAUCUGCCAUCAUUCUGUAAUAGAUGUAGCUGCUAUUGCUACCACAGUCUUUCUUGUCAUUUUGCCCACUGCCCUUCUUCUGUGUAUUAUCAGUCUCAGCUGUCCAACAGCUCCCAUACCUGGUUUUACUAUCCUGACAGACCUGAAGGCCACUUACCCCCUCUGCCUGCCUGCACCAGUGCAGUGGGCAUGAAGGAGCAUGAGGCCGGCUGCUCGCUACCUCCCUAUGAUUUCACAGCCAGCCACAACACAUGUGGGUGUCAGUCAUAAAGGCACAAACAAAAGCUGAACUCCGACUCUGGGGGCCUGGAAUCCAUCUUUAGUUGUCUGUUGUCCAAGCUUUUGUCAUUCUCUUAGGAUCACAUUAACCUGUUGUCCUCCUGUUCACAUAAAGCCAGGUGAAAUAAGGACAUACAGUAGAAACUGUUGAUAUGGUCAGCACAUUUGAACAAGCAAAACUUGCUUGUCUGUCAUUUAGUCAACAAAAGUAGCAAUAGAUGAAGCACUCUUCUGUUGAAAAAGUACUUACACCCUUGGCAUCAGAAGCUAGUAUCUCACCCCCUUCAGAUAAAUAACUUCUUGGAGGCAUUUUGCAUAAAAAGUCCACCAGUCUUUUAAAUUGUUGAAUUUAUUUACCACUCUAGUAUGCAUUUUUGUUCUGUAGCAAAAUUUUCUUGCAGGUGUAAUGCACAUUUCAAACCCCCUAUGUCAUUUCCUGUACAUUGCAGUCAUGUUUCUGCCAAAAUACAGUUUAAUAUACUACUUAUAUUUCUCUACAAUUCUGUCUGAAUUCCGAUACACACUUCCGUCUUAAACAUGUAUGUAUGCCAAUUUCAGAUCUCCAUAUCUUUCUGUUCCAUUUCACAGUGGACCAACUCUGUCCCAGCUCGCUAACUGGCUAGCCUAAGUUAUGCAUUUGUUACAGACUAUGUCUCUUGGACUUGUUUGUAUUUCACUGAAGGUUCCUCAGUGGUUCUGUACAUAAAACAAUACACUUCCCUACAACAAUCAGUGAAUUUCUGUUCAUCUGUAUUUAUUGAUCUAAUUGAUGAUUAGAAAACUCUUGUGCAAUUAAAUUAGCACAUGAAUAAAAGUGUGAAUUUUCAUGGAAAACAUGAAAUUGUCUGACUGAUCCCAAACUUUUGAAUGGUAGUGUAUGUCAAAUUAAACUUCCACACUACUAAAACAGACCCAAAAAAAAGGCAAAAAUGUAGAAUAUUUGUGUAUCAAUAAGAAUUACUACACAAAACAAACAUACUGUAAAUGCCAUAUUUUCAGAAUUCUUACACAUUUACAUUCAUUUCUACCAUCUGAGGUUUGAUGAGCACUCUUUUGAUUAUGUUGUGUUGCUGCACCCUCGUCUUUUCAGUACUGGCUGCUGCUAUCUUGAUCUGCUCUCCCCCUUAUGUAUAACAGAAAAGCACAAUAAUUUACCCCUUUUUGAACAGAUCUUCUGGAAAUUCUGUAAAAAUCUGCACCACGUUUACACGGAAACUGGACUAGUCUUGGAAAGUGAACUUACUUAACAAACUCAAACAGCAGAAGUAAAUGAACUUGUUACUUUACUUUCUGUUACUCAACUUAGUUCAAUAACUUCUAACAGCUCCAAAGCCACCACUGCCACUCAUGGUGAUAUUUCCUGAUCACAGCUAGGUAAAUAUCAACCCUCUCAAAAGUCACAUUUGUCUCUACCAGAUCUGAUUUGUGCAUAUACAAGAUUGCAGCAAAAUGUCAUAAAAUGGCACAAAACUCACGUGAAAAGUUCAGCUCAACCAGAGUGUUUAAAUCGAGGCUGCAGAUUCAACUGAAAUGUAUCUCUGAGGCUGUUGACAGAGCAGACAGCAGUUUUUUCAUUUUUUGUGCCUAGCUAGCUGCAUGUUUUUGUAAUAUAUGUGAACUGAUGCUACAACACAGCAAUUUCAGCUUCAUCUCAUUUUGAAGAAAUACAAUGGUGAUUACUUUAGGAUCUUCCGGUGUUCCUUCAGUUCUGCUGUGCUGUCAUCAGCAGUGAUCUUGUUCUACUCGCAUUGUUUGUCCCGAGACAGAUGAUGGAUCUUGCGUACAGUAAACGGUUUACGCUCAUGCAUGCAUGGCUCACAUCCAGCAGUGACUCACACUGGUUAGCAGCAAAGUCCUCACAGUAAAGCCUUCGAAACUUCGGACAAACCCUGGUCAUUAUAAAUAGACUUUGCAGUUCCUAGCUUGCUUGUUGGCUAUAUAUAUAUCAUGUACUAAAAAGAACUUUUGGUACAGGCACCACGCUUCAAAUCAGGAAGCUGGCACAUCUUGGAUGAGUCUCUCCUUUGAAUACAUAAAGUCAAAAUAUUACCCAUUCAGUUCCAACAAAUCGUAGACUUCUACCAGGAUUAGUGGUUUAGUGUCUUAAUUUUAAACUGAAGGUUUAAAAGUAAUCAUUACUGCCCAGUGUCCACAAAUAUCAGUAUGUCUACAAUGUUUAAAUAUCGUUUUACAUUUCCAUUCAUUGUAGCAUGUAUUAGCUUUUUGGCUAGAACGUACAGUUAUAACUCUGAGUAGCUGUCACUGGCUCUAUUUUGCUCUUGAACGCUUGGAUGCUAACAGAGAAAGGUUUGGUGUUGAAGGGGAAUGAGGUCCAUGUGAGGACAUAUUCUGGGCUUGACACUGUUAAAAAAGAAAUCCUCUCGGGUGCAGAAUUUCUUGUGCCAACCUGACCUCCCCAAACAAGUCAGUCUAUCUCCUUACACAAAUGCAGGGACUUCCUGUUAUUAAAAUGAGCACACCACAUUUUACAAGAUCUACUGGUGCAAUAAUCAUAUUGUUUCAGUAUUUAUAUCCAUUGCAUGUCUUGACUUUUUAAUGUGACUCUGAUUCAGACAUUGUAUAACUGUACAGUAUUUGUGUAUUCAGUACACAUGUUUGCAAUGUGAAGAUCAUUUUUUGCAGAAAGUAGCAUGUGUGAAGCCAUUUAACUAACAUGUACAAGUUCUGAAUGAUUAGCUGAAGUGUGAAAGGUGCAGUCAGCAGAGGGGCAGGCUGUUACCUUAUGAAAAGCAUGACAAAAAUAGACUGGCUUAAAAAUGGCACCUUGAUGGAGGACACCACAGCGGAUGCUGAGGCCACAGGCAGAGAAGAGCUUACAAAGAAACUGUGAUUUCAUACUUUCACAUUUUAUUCUGUGGCAGUUAUACUAUUAUAACAGCUGAUUGUGAUGUCGUUGGCGCUUGGACUUUUUAGUAAAAAUGUAUAUAAAGAGAUGGCACAUAGCAGAAUAAUGGUGAAUCUUAACAUUUCCGUUAAUAUACAGGUAGUGACCUAUGUAUAGUACUCUUAAGAUGAAGUUGAGCCUCGGUAUUUCUCAAACGCUUGCACAGGAAUGUACUGGGUCAAACUUUAAAUGUGACCUCAUCCGUUGACAUCCUCUGGUUCACAAAGGGUACCAAGUCAACAAAAUGCCCCCUCCAUUUCAACAUAAUCUCACAGCAACAACAGAUGCAUCAGUCAUAAACCCCCCCAGCCCUGUAAACAGAGGUUGAACAACAAGAAUUGGCUCAGUCCCACCUUGGUCACAUCAGUCAGCAGAUGUCUGCCUCCUGCUACCAGUCUCCACUCCAGGGACUCUUAUUUGGAGUUGUGUGAUGCAAUGAGGUAUAUCAGAAAGCUUGUUUCUCUGGGUACCAGAGGCAAAAUGCGUCAGCUGCUAAAUAUUAGCCAGUGGUGUAACCAAGUAAGAGCUCCCCACCCACUCUGUUGUCCAAUGCUAAGCAGAUCAAUGCCUUCUCUUCGGUGACAUGAAGGCCCCUAUUGUGUUUUCAAAGGUGCCAAACAGUAAAGUUAAGGUCCAUGUGGGAGCCUGUCAGCCCUCACUGCUUAGUUACAAAAAUAACCAAUGACAGUGUCCAUUUCAUGCUGCUGCUCUGUCUUGCCCUGCCACUCGACACCUGCUGGUUAUUCCAAUGUGAGCUGGCUCGCCGGGUCCUGUGUUGCUGCUCAGUUUGGCCACACUGACUUGGGCGUCUAUUUUGGUAUCUUUUGAGCUUGCUAUCAGGAGCCCGGCCGUACCAGUGCAUUUGAACAUGGAUCUGAGGGCUUGACUCACUUUGCAGGUGGUACUGCACUGGAUUCUUGGAUUCUACAUUAAGGAUUGUCUUUGAUACCAGAGUCUGUGUUGGACUCUUGCAUUCAGCAUGGAAGACUUAUCGCCAAGGAAAUUUACGUAUCUCUCCACUUCCCUGAUGUCCACCUGAGCCGGAAGAGAACUGAGGAUCUACGGAGCUGCACCAGCUACAGAGGAGGAAAGACUGGUGAUGACAAGACAGAAAGACGCUGUCUUGUUGACAUCAUGAGCUGUGUGGAAAAGCGACACAUGAGCCAUCGGGUGGGAAGCAUGCUUCACCAUCGCUUCCCCAAUGGCUUCACUGACCUGUUCAUGGAUGAGACUGAUCGGGAGGUCAGCACUCUCACCGAUCGAGCCUUCAGAAGCCUCUGUGUUGGAGAUGACGCAGUUUACAACGACGAUUUCUUGUACGGAUACUCGCCUUUCAGCUGCCACAAACCUUUGGUGGGGGAGCUUAAAAAGAGUCAUCAUAAGGAAUCAAAAAAACAAGGGCAAAACAAAAAUGACACGCAGCCAUGGAAGCAGCAGCAGAAGAAUAUAUCCCAGAUGUCAUCUUUCCUCAAGGCACUAAGCGCCACAGAGGAAAGCUGUGAGGGGAUGUUAAUCAGAAAUGGAGGCACGACAGACUCUAACGGGGAAUCAUGGGAUAAGUCGGCACUUCGCAGUAUCCAAAGAGAGCUUUCAGAAUUCUCAGAUUAUCACAGCGGCCUCACAGAUAGACAUUACAAGAACCAUCAUCGACAUCAGUCUGGCGAUGGUUCAUCUAACAAAACCAGCAAAGACCUUGGCCUUCCCUCAGGGAAAUCUACAAAGACUAAAAAUGGGAAAUCCACUGUCAAACUAAGAAAACUGAACAUCAAAAACUUUUUCCUCCACAGUGAGUUUAGUCCUUUUCAGACAUGGACAGAUUUUAAUCGGUUCCCCUUUGGCCAGGAGGACACAGUCACUUCUAUUCUCCCUACAGAUAACAUCCCUAAAUGGUAUGACUUGCCGUUUUACAAGGAGCUCACUGAGGCACAUAGAAAAGAGACUCUGCAUACAGAGGAGGUACAAUCAUGCCAGAAAGAGGCAGUUGAGCCCUCUCCCCCUACUGCUUCCAAACCCAUCCCUCCCCCUCCUCCACCAAAGGUCCUGCCAAAGCCCUCAGCCACUCCAGCUGAGAAAAGGUGCUCAUCAGAUGGAGGGGAAGGGCAUGCUGCCCCCUGGAGGCGCAACAGGUCCAGAGCAAAAAGCGCAAUUCCAGUCAAUCAGGCUGGGAUACAACCUCAAGACAACUAUUCAAAAGCAGUGGAUGAAAGCCUCUUGCUGGUCAAAAAGGAGGCUAAAUCUGUGGAAGUGAAAGCAGUGGAGGAAAUCAGCUCUUUGGCCUCUACUCCGUUCAGUAUCUGCCAGCUGAUGACUCCCCUUAUUCCCUCCAGACAACCAACAGAAACAUCAGAAAUCCUCCAAACAGUCCUCUCGCCCUCUGCUCUUGACCUUCCUCUUAGACCACACUCCGAGGCCAAGGUGACCCCUGAACCUCCAGUGAAGAGGGAGAGCUACAAGUCACUCGCCUCCAGCAUCCUCUUCAACCUCAAAGACAACAGGAAAAGGGUGAAGAGCCGCUACAGCCCACCUAAAUUCAAAACUGUAGAGUUGCCUGAAGGUGGUGCACAGUCUCCACUAUCAGAUCAAGUGAAACAUUCACAAGCUGGUUCUGAGGGCAAUGCAUCUGGCUUAAGCACUCCGGCCAUUCUGAGAGAUGGCCUGCCAGUUUGCAGUCCUAUUCUGGAGCCUACUGGAUCUCCAGUUGUUGGUCUUACAAAACACGACUCUGACAGGCCUCUGUCAGAUGAUUAUUUGCUGUCAAAUCUACUGCAAACCAAAACAGGUAGUCUUGGGGAAGAGGUCACCAUCUCCCCCAAUAUACACUCAAAAAAGAACAAGAGCCCCAACUCUAAAAAGCAAAACUACCCCUCUCUGAAUCUGUAUAAGAAAGCCAGCCCUGUUGACGGUGAUAUGAAAUAUCUUCAAUUCCCUCUGAGCACCAACACUCCUGCACACAUAGAUCCACCAACCAAGACAAGUGAAGUUUCAUCGCUCACGUUAAACAAAGAACUUUCUCCAAAGGCACUGCCAACAAACACAGAGCUUUCACCGAAUACUUUAAAUGUCAUCAAAGAUCGUUCACCCAUAAUUUCACCUCAUGCACUUGAAAAAGAGGGGCUGUCAUCAGGAGUUAAAAGACCCCCGAAUGUACCAGAGAAAACAAAACGGCUAGUGAAAGACACCAAAGACAAAGACUUUGGAGUGCAGCAAAAGGAAAAAGAUACUGCAGGCCAAGCCAUGAGCACAAAGGAUGUGAUCAGAGCAGCAAGGGAAGCGAUUAAUGCAGCCAAAAAUAAAGCUCUAUCAGCAACCCAUUCAGAUAGCAUUAGUAAGGCUAUGUCAGACCCAGACGAACAGAGGCAGAAAGAAGUAGAUGAGAAUGUUUUGAAAGAAACGUUUAGCAGCAAGAGGGAGAGUUUGGUUCAAGAUAACAACAUUUUAUCUCAAAAUACAAAUGAUACAACCAGUACAACACUGGUUGGUGAAAACAGUAACAUCAAGAAAGAGCCUCCGCCAGUUCCAAAGAGAAAUUUUGCUAAAUCGGACAUUCAAUUUGCUCUUGACAAACAGCAAACAUAUAAUGUUGACAAAGUCUCCAAUGGUGAUUCAGGAGAUGCAAAACUAGAUUUACCACCAAAAGAAAAUGAGUCUGUCCAGAAACAAGGCAAGCACAAGCAUAUAUUCUCAGCCAGACAGAACAACUAUAUCAAAUAUCAGAGGUAUGCAGUGACGGACGAUGAACAUGUAGAGGAGAUUGAGGAAGGCGACCCGAAUGUGAACACAAUAAUGGAAAAAGAUGAUGAGAUGAUGUCACAAAGAGAAAUAAGAGAUAGCGAACAUAUAAUUAAUGAUUUGCAGGCUUUGAAAGAGCUGGAGAGAGCAAGGCUUGGGGAUCGUAUUCUUGAAAAGAACAAACUAGGGGUUGUUAACAUAGAUGAGGAGACCAAGGCUAAGAAUGAUUUGAUCUCAAGGGAGCUUCGGAAUAUAAAGAGAGGCAUGCUGUCGAUGAGAGGAAACACAUCGGCUAAGAGAGAAAUAUUCUCAAACAAAGAGAAGGAGCAGAGCAAGCAGGAAGCUUUCACAAAGUUAGACGGUAAUGUCAUAGUGAAUAAAGCACUUAUAAAUGACAAUUAUGACAAAGCCAAAAUGGCACUUGAAGAGAUCAUCUCAGAAAGGCAGAGGAGAAAGAGUAAAACCACAGAGCAGGAUGCAAAUCCAGAUGAGAACGUUAGCGAUGAAAGUUUCGCAACAAGGCUACAGCAACGUCAGACAGCGAGGAAAGAUUCUAUGACAGAAGUCAGGGAAAAACACAAUGAUAGCACUUUUACACUUACAGAUGUAAGAGAGAGGCUUGGUGAUCUGAGAGACCAUAAUCACCUGAGACAGAUUUUGUCACAAACUGAACCCAGACUUGGUGAGACUCACAGAGCAGGUGGUUGGAUAGCACUACCUGGCAUGGACAAGACUAGCAAUGAGCUGAACACACUCCUCAAAACUAAAACUAAAUAUGUGAAUGAUAAAUUAACUGAUAGUCCUAGCUAUAUUUGUGAUAAUUCAGAGGUUAAUUUGAGGCAAGUAGCGAGACAGGUGUCUGAAGAGAGCGGAGAGUACCUGAUGAAUGAAACUGAUGGCAAAAAGUUAAAUGCUCCUCCUGUUCCUCCGAGGAGUAGAAAAGGAGGCAGUAGAAGAGAUUCAAACGUCACCAUGGAGAAAGAUGUAGUCGAUGAAAAUGACUUUAACAAAUAUGAGAAAAAUGAAAAUUGUGACACACGUAUAUAUGAGACGAAGACAGAUUCAGAAACACACAAAGUAGGUAGUGAAAAAUCUUUGCCCAGGCAAAGCCAAAUCAGUUCUGACAAAGACAGGUGGGAUGAGACUAAUGUGGCUAAUUCAAAAGCAUUCACUGCAACCGAUGCGGUGCGACAUGAGCCUGUUUCAACUUCAAACUUCAAGCAAUCAGAGUUCAGAGAAAAUGAUAAUAAGUCAAGUAACGUACAGACAUACAGCCCCACAAGGGAGGCCACAUUUGAAAACAGCAGCGCGCAGGCAAAGGAAACAUCCAAGAUAAAGCGAAAGGCCCCUUUUAAACCAGACCAUCUAAUCACGCCAGAUGACAAUGUAACUAAAAGUCUAGCAGCAGAAGAAGAAGCUGACAAAAUUGAUAGACCUAGGGAGGAUGUAAAUUUGGAUGCAGCCACUCUCACUGAAACCCCCAGACACAUAAUAUCACCGUUGCUGCUGGUAAAUGGUGUUAACAUCAACCAAAGCCCACCAGACCAAGCCAGCUUGUCCUCAAAGUCUUCCUACUUCUCCGUAGAGAGUGCAUUGCACAGAAACACUGAGUCCGAGACAAAUGUUUACCACUCACUGGAGAACUUGCUUGCAGAAGUGGAGGAGGUUGACGAAGCAAUUCAGAAUGUUUCACGAAAUACACAACCGGAUUCGGACAGAACAGAGUUGGAAUAUUAUUCUUUAAGUGAUCAUGAAAGUGAGCCAGAGGUUGUAAAGCGGCCGAUUAAAUCUCCUCAAAAAGAGGCUAAAGCACUGAACAAGGUCACCAAAGAAAGUGAAAAUACCGCCAGAGAUCCAAGUUUAGGUCAUGAUGACAAUAACUCAACAACGAUGUCACCCUCUAAUCCUUUCUCUCCGACUUUGGGGAUCCCUGCCUUGUUUAAAGUCAAAGAUAACACCUUCAGUAAUAAGUUGAUAAAGACUGUACAACCCUGGUCACCAAGAGGAAGUCUGAGUGGUUCAGAGAGGGGAGAGGAAGAGGCACAUCAAGUAAAGGAAAAUCCAGAACUCCCACUGGUGAUUGAAACUCUCACCGGUAACAGCACCUUAAUUCCAGCAGAAAUCUUUAAACCUACAGAGAUUUCAUUAAACCAGUCACCACCCCUGCUACUCUCACCUUCAAAUCUCCAAAAUGAAAACCUGAAGACACCCCAGGCUGGAUGUUUCCUCACUGUCCCACAGGAGGAAGACAGGUUUUCUGGGGUGAGUCCGUCAUCUGAAGGCGUGGAGAGCUUACCAACCAGCACAGGUGACACGGCUGAUGAGAUGACAAUGAACGCUGGAGGGCCGGUGGAGCGUCAAGUGACAAAGUUACCCAGCGAAUGCUCGGGCUCCACCUGCAGUGGUAAUGACAGCCAAACAGGGCUGCCCAAGCCCCCAGCUGUCUUACCCAAAUCUGAAAAGGCAGUUCUAAAAGCCAUUAAAUUGGCAAAUAGAAGAAUUAAGAAGGAAGAGGCCCAGAAGUCAACUCACAAGUCUUCUCAAAGCAGCAGCAAACACAGAUCAGAAAGACACAAGAGUGAGAGAUCUGAGCACAAAAGUAGCAGCAGUAGUAAAACUAGCAGGAGCAGCGAGAAAAAACAGAGAGAAAACACUGAUGAUGGUCAGACUCACAAUGAAAUCCACCAAAGCAAAAACAGCAAUGACCAGAAUGAGCAGCUACCGAGCAACAGUGAAAGCCAUCACAACCACAACCGGACAGAAAUGAGGCACAAGACUCGGAGAGAGAGCUACGAUUCGGUGGACAGCAGAGAGGCGCCUCCUAGAGUGGCAUCAGAAAGGCAGGGCCGCAGCAGCGACAGACAUGUCAGAGAUAAACCAGAGCAAAGACAUUACAGCAGCGACAGGGUUUUCAGUAAUGUCCCUGUGUACAAAGCUCACGUCAGCGACAGACCCAUGUCGGACCGACCCUUCCAACGGUCACAAAGUAUUGAUAGGUACUUGGGGGAUAAAGUAGAGCGCAGACUCAGUGCCGAUACAUCUGUCAGUGAGAAGCUUGAUCCCAGGACCCAGCGCAUUGAGAAAUCCAUCAUGGACGAGCUUCAACAGAGAGGCAGAGCCAGAGACAAGGCGAGCAGAGACAACCCGCUGAGGAGGAGUCACAGUAUUGAUGCGUACAGCACCGAAGUACCUCUUCCUUCACCCCUGUCCCGCCAGUCCAGCCACACUAGCCAGCUUUCUCGCCAGUCUAGCAUCGAGCACACAAUUGUUACGCAGUCCUUCCCUAUGACCCAGCGUAAGCUCCUCCAGGAUCCCGACUCAGGGCAGUACUUCUUUGUAGAUAUGCCAGUACAAGUCAAGACGAAAACCUUCUUUGAUCCUGAAACGGGAAGCUAUGUGCAGCUUCCAGUCCAGCCACCGGAGGGCGCUGUUCCUCAGCCGUCCCCCAUGGAGGUCUUGACCCCGCCGAUGGUUGUUUACCACGGCUUUGUCCCAGUUCCUCUGUCCCCCAUGGCUCGGAAAGCCACCAUCCAAGCACCUCAUAUGAAACCGGAUGAGUUUGAGCAGAGGCACCUUGAAAGGUCACGGCAAAUGCUCUGCAAGGAGGGACGUCCAUAUUUAGAGCCAGUAUAUGGUCAACACGACCACAUGUUGGGGGAGUUUAUGGGCACUGAGGAGCUGGACUGUCCAAGCUGAUAGAGCAGGAGGUUUGAAAGGAAUAACCCUCCCUUCACUAAUGCUGUUUUGUAUCAUCAAAUUGUGGUGUUCAUUGCAUUCCAGGAGCUAUUUUUGUGAUGUUUUUGACAUGGUAUACCUUUUUUCAACAGAUCUUAUCGACAUUUACUUCAGUUAGUGAUUUUCUACAUUUUCUAGAAGGCUUAUAGACCAGCAAAAAGAUAUCAGUAAUGAAUUUCUCCCUGAAUGGAUUGAUUCUUGGAAACUGGUACUAAACAACUCUAGGAAGGAGUCCUUGGGCUUCUAAAUAUUUUCUGCUGUUAAACACCAUCACAAAUAUCUUCUUGUCAUGUUCGACCUGUUAUAGUCAGAAUGAAAAAAGUGCACCAGAAAAUGCCACUAAAGUGGUCCCAGAAAUGCAAAGUACAUCACCAACAGUGCUAAAGUGUUUCAGGUUAGAUUUUUUUUCUUUGUUUUCUCAUUUCAGAUCUUUGGCUCUGAUUUUGCUUUACUUGCCUUAAACUUUUUUUUUAAGACACUGAAGCUAUGCCAGCUUUGUGAAGCUACUGAGGUCUCUCCUGAGUUUGUAAAGACGAUUGACUUUGACUUUAGAGUAAACUGACAAGAAUAAUGAAUUUGUAGAUGAAUGAUAUUUGUUGAAUGCAAUUAUUUCAAUGUGUAUUAAAGGAAUUAUGUAAGAUAAUGUGCAAUUUUUGAGAAAGACUAAGAGGACAUGGAUGAUCCAUGUACAUAAUGUAUCUAAGUGUAAACAGAGAGGGCAAGACUGAAUGUAAGAUGUUUAUUUAUUGUAAAUGCUGACAGUUUGUUAAAUACAAUGGUGGUGUUGGGUCUCCACUACUUUUCAGGUAUUGUGGCUUUUUGUUUUCUUACCUGCUAAGUUUGCCAUCUUGAGAUUUCUUUUUUCACCUGACAGUUCGAAGUCAUUUAAGUUAUCAUUAUAUAAAUUUGAAAUAAAAACUAAAUUAACUGAAGGAAUUGUCCUUGAUUUGUAUGUUUAUGAUCUCGACUUGUCAUGUCCACACAGCUAAAUUUUCAAAACAUUUUGCAUGCAAAGUUAAAAUUACACCUGUUAAGUCUGUUUUAUACGUCCCAGAUUUCAUUUCUACUGUCUAAAAGCUUGAACUGGCAUUAUUGCAAUGACUGUUUUGUUGUUGUUUUUUUUAAUAUGCAGAGGACAUGAAGGUGAAUCGGUUUUGCAAGUUUGUUGCAUUUGCAUUUUUUCUAAACUAGAAUCGAGCAGGGCUGUCUUGUGUCUGUGAUCCAUUCCAAUAAAAAAACAACUGUUGUA